Molecule: messenger RNA, 3126 nt
Organism: Labrus mixtus (cuckoo wrasse)
Lineage: Eukaryota; Metazoa; Chordata; Actinopteri; Labriformes; Labridae
Product: G-protein coupled receptor 4-like
Exons: 4
Coding region: 2110-2976 (288 amino acids)
Biological process (GO): phospholipase C-activating G protein-coupled receptor signaling pathway; positive regulation of Rho protein signal transduction
Cellular component (GO): membrane
Molecular function (GO): G protein-coupled receptor activity
Source: RefSeq, a predicted model, not a curated record
AGUUGACCGUUAGAUCAGUCUCAAUAAUAAUGAAUGCACACAGAAAGGUUCACACAUACUUUGUAUAUAUUUAUGACUCUAUCCACAAAAAAAAAUUCCAUGCACACAAACAAAUAUUUAUCAUUCUAUAUGAAUGUAAAAAAAAAAAAAAAAGAAGGUUCACAAACGUAUUUCUGAUUUACACACACAUAUUUAUUGUUUUGGAUCUUGUUGCAUUUAGAUAUAAACUGUUCAAUCUGCAUUUACAAACUGUUUGACUGUAGAGACUGGUUUUGAGCCACCUGAAGGACAUCACAGGCCCCCUGCCCCUCCUUAUUUGGUGCAGUAUGGAAGUGAGAAGUAUGUCACUAACAGAGCAGGUUUUUUUCUGUCUGCCUUUUCUACCCAACAGGACAACUUCAGAUUUGGAGAACUUCCAAAAGGACACCCUUAUGUAUGCAGAGAAGCAGUUUGGUCACAGCCCACCUGUACACAGAACACUGACCUUGCUUACAGCUUUUGAUUAUAACCACCAGAACCCCCGACUUCCUGCUUGAAACCGUGAUGGACACAAGAUGUAAGUAGUAGUACAGUUGUCUAACAUACAAAUGUAUUGUUGCUGUUACCUAAACAGUUUUGAAUAUAUGAAACCACUCUAAUACAAAAUAAUAUUAUUGUCCACCGUCACCCUGACAUCUCUCCAUUAGUGCAUGUCCAUAGGAUCCUGUUUCUGCAUGUGUGUGUAUAUUUCAGCCUGUGUGUGUGUGUUCAUGACUUACAGAGUGUAAAAACUGAAAUUUCCACUUGCGGGGAUCAAUAAAAGUAUAUCUUAAUCUUAAUAACACACAUUGUCUAUGUGACGCUGGGGGCUCCUGCUCACUGAUGGCGAGUUGAAGUUUAGUUUGAAUCCUGGAAUAAAAGAUGAAAAACAAAAAUCUCACACACUUAUUACAUAUACAUGGUCGCAGACUAGUUAUAAAAUUGCCCAAAUUGCAACUAUUAGAUGACAGAAUGAACAUCCUUGCAGAUUAUGUAUAACAGAUUUCGACAUAACAUGAGGCUACAUCAUUUCUGGUAUCAUCGUUGUCUCAAGUUUAGCAGCUUUACCGGGAGCAGAAAGUCAACAGUUAUGUCUCCGGUUUGCAAACAAAUAGAUAAAUAUAUCCAUCUUACGUUGUCUCUAAAAAGUUUAUAAGCUUACAAACCGAUAACUAGCAUGUGUACAUAUAGCUAUUUAGAUACAGCCUAUAGAUAUCAUGGUAACAGUUGAAUACAUAUACUCUUACUAAACAUCGGACUGCAGACAUCCAGGUUUUAUCAAAAUCUGGUUAUAUUAGUGUACCUUUUGAUUCGACAUGGUUCUUUAUUCAGCAUUCCCACACAUUUUCAAGCAUUUUAUGCUCAGUUUGUGUUCAAUCCAAUCCAAUCCAACUUUAUUUGUUAAGCACUUUAAAACAACCACAGCUGACCAAAGUGCUGUACAGAAGAAUAAAUAAAAUACGUAACAGCUCAUAUGAGAUAAAAGAAAACUAAAUGUCAAAUACAGAACCAAUUUAAAAGACAUAAAACAUAAGUAAAAUGAAUAGGCACGCAAAUAAGAAAUAAAAUAAAUAAAUAAAUAAGUCGACGUCUUACUGUGUGUCAAAUGAUUUCCAGUUGUGGAAGAGGAUAAGUCAUGUUUGAUUUAGUUUAAAGAAAGUGCUUAAGUUCUAAUGUCUCAAUGUCAUAUUAUUAAUAUUUGGUUUGUCUUUGUCAUGAACUGGUUUCUUUGUGUCUUGUAAUCCCAUUCGAGCUGGCCGGCUGGGACUCCUUUUGGUGCAUGACACAUAGAAAAAAUAAACUAAUUCUACCACAGCUACUACGACUUCUGCUAGUUCUAUGAUCAAAUGUAAAGAAGGUAUCUGCUUUUCUUAUUUCAAACAGUUUCUGCUUGUGUUGCAAUUUCUUCCUCCCUCACUAGAUACGUAAUCAUGCCUGACUCUUUUUUUUCCUCACUUCCUUAGAAGAGGUGUGUUAUAUCAUCAGUAACCAAGUGUGUACCAUCACUUAUCUAAAUCACUUUAGACAGUUUGGCUGCAGAGAAACAUCAGACAUUGGUGCUGGGACUUCAUUCAGGUUUCAAUCUGAAGAAUGACAGAUAACAUCACCCUCCUGAAUGACAGCUAUAAAGACAUCGACUUUGAGUCCUACUUAUUGCACUAUGAGUAUUACCAAAAAGUUUAUUUCAUAAUGCAUGUGGUAACAUGCAUCAUCAUCAGUAUCGGCCUUCCUCUAACACUCAUGACCAUCUAUGCUCUUUUCUCUCUGGUACGAAAGGAUCAUGUGGCUCCAAUCUACGUCAUCAACCUUCUUAUUUCUGACCUCAUUCAGCUCUGCUGCAUGAUCAUUCUGGAGACAGAACUGUAUCAGACUCAUGCCAUUGUAUAUAAUAUCUACUGUUGUGGUCUAGGGAUCAGUGUUGGCUUCAUGGUGUGUGUCUCACUGGAAAGGUAUUUGGUCAUCGCCCACCCACUGUGGUACCGCUUCAAACGGACCAUCAAGAUCUCUGUGGUGGUCAGUGUUGUGGUCUGGCUCAUACCUCCUGUCUUUUACCUAACUGUGGUUCCCUGGGUUACUUUGAAGAUUGCAGGAAUCACCUCAUUCAUUUUCCUAAUCAUUCCCUUCCCACUGUUCAUAUUCUCCCUUGUUGGGACCCUCAGAGCCCUGUCUGCUUCCGUCUCAGUCCCCUCUGAAGAAAAACAACGAAUUGUUGGAACUUUGGUCCUGGUGCUGCUCAUUUACACACUGCUGUUCGUUCCUUCCAUGAUCUGGGUCCUUGUAAGGUCAGACAAGUUUGACAUAACUCUGAUUAACCUAUCUAACAUCUUUGCUAAGCUGAGUCCUCUUGCAGAUUUAAUUCUGUAUGUUUUCUUUAGCAAAAAGUCAAUUGAUAAGCUUUUUACCGCUGUGAACUGUUGCAGAGUUGCCAACACUGACGCCAACAUAUCAACAGUAUGAAUGUGCACAACAUUUUGACAGUAAGCUCCAUGGAGGAAGAGAGAAUGAGGAGAAAACAGAACAAAAUGUACUCUCACUUUAGAACAAAUGUAUUUCUUACAAAACUUUAUUUGUUUUGCUAUGUUGUAAAUUUGACAAAAUGAAAUAUUA